GUCUCUCUCUCUCUCUCUCUUCUUUACUUUGUAUUGUUUAGGAGUGUUGUUUGGUACUGGUAAGGAUGAGUUACUUGGGUGUUGGUGUGAGUCCUGGGAAUGUUCCAGUGUACCACGGGAGCAAUUUAAAGGUUGUUGAUAGGAGGGUGAGGCUUGCAGAGUUGGUCUUGAGGUGUGUGAUCUGUGGUUUGGCUGUUCUUGCUGCUGUUUUGGUGGGGACUGAUACCCAGGUCAAAGAGAUCUUCUCAAUCCAGAAGAAAGCUAAAUUCACAGACAUGAAAGCUCUGGUCUUUUUGGUGAUAGCCAAUGGGUUAGCAGCAGCCUACUCACUGGUCCAAGGGUUGAGAUGUGUUGCGGGUGUGAUUAGAGGAAGUGUACUCUUCAAUAAGCCAUUGGCUUGGGCUAUUUUCUCUGGUGAUCAGCUGAUGACAUACUUGACAUUGGCGGCCGUGGCGGCUGCUGCACAGUCUGCAGUGUUUGCCAAGUUAGGGGAGCCAGAGCUGCAGUGGAUGAAGAUUUGCAAUAUGUAUGGUAAGUUUUGUAACCAGGUGGGGGAGGGAAUAGCCAGUGCACUAAUUGUUAGCCUUAGCAUGGUGCUCCUUUCUGGUAUAUCAGCUUUUAGUCUGUUCCGAUUGUAUGGGAACGAUAAAGGCAAGAACAGUGCAAGAUGGUAGAUUAGAUCACUACAAGUUCAACUGAAGCUGCUAUCUUCACUGUAUCUUAAGCAUGAAGAUGUUUAACUUAAUGGACUAUUGAAAUAUGUGGAAAGAAAGUGGGCUAUUAACUUUUGGGUUACAAUAAAAAAAAAUUCGAGUUUCUAGAGUCCGUUGCUUCCGUAUGUUGAUGCAUCCCAACAACCACAAGCUGCAACUAUUGGAUAUAUAUAUGUUCUUACAUUUUAUCAUGUCAAUGCAGCUGCUCAUGAUCUUAAUAAGUCAUGUUUUUGUAUGACAACAUCAGAAGCUUAAGAAUCAUAUUGAUUGGCACUCAAAAUUGAUCUUUUUAUGACUGGCACACCUGGAGUUCAAUAUGGCCACAUAAAUAUUAUCAGUUUCACGGGGAACCCUGCCGCAAAUUUGUUACCCAUAUCUAUUCUCUCUUCUGUUGUGAAUCCUCUUGCCAUUGAUGGAUCUUGUGAUAUGGAUUCUCUCUGUGCUCCUG
Ilex paraguariensis (yerba mate) is the source of this 1161-nucleotide messenger RNA. NCBI's taxonomy places the organism in Eukaryota, Viridiplantae, Streptophyta, Magnoliopsida, Aquifoliales, Aquifoliaceae. The record is from the annotation of a GenBank genome assembly.